Centropristis striata (black sea bass) is the source of this 1622-nucleotide messenger RNA. It is a transcript of the gene tspan6, whose product is annotated as tetraspanin 7. Lineage: Eukaryota; Metazoa; Chordata; Actinopteri; Perciformes; Serranidae. Gene Ontology annotation, cellular component: membrane. The transcript has 8 exons. The record is from RefSeq and is a predicted model, not a curated record. The coding region runs from base 125 to 880 and encodes 251 amino acids.
CCUCGGAUUGAUCCCUGAAGUUGUUUUUUCUCCCCCUCUCCCCUCCAGGGCGCUGUGAACUCAACUUUUCUCUCUCUCUCUUUUUUUUCUUUUACUAGUUUGAAAGUAAAAGAAAAACAGCAACAUGUCGCCGCCGUCUCGACGGCUUCAGACGAAGCCCGUGAUUACCUGCCUGAAGACUUUCCUCAUCUCCUACAGCCUCAUAUUCUGGUUCACAGGCGUGAUCCUGCUGGCUGUGGGCGUGUGGGGGAAGGUGAGCCUGGAGGCCUAUUUCUCUCUGUCCUCUGAGGAGAGCACCAAUGCACCAUAUGUUCUCAUCGGGACAGGAGCCAUCAUCGUUAUUUUCGGCCUGUUCGGUUGCUUUGCGACAUGCCGCGGCAGCCCAUGGAUGCUCAAACUGUAUGCCAUGUUUCUGACCCUGGUGUUCCUGGCAGAGCUUGUGGCCGGUGUCUCAGGCUUCAUCUUCAGACAUGAGAUCAAGGCCAAGCUGGGCGUUGCCUAUAGAAACGCUGUCAAGUCGUACAAUAGCACAGACAGCAGCAGCGCUGCAGUUGACGCCAUCCAGAGGACUUUGCAUUGCUGCGGAGUGAAUAAUUACACUGACUGGCGUGAGACGGAGUACUUUAAAACCAACGGCAUCCCUGUUAGCUGCUGUAAAGACAACACCAACUGCACACCAGAGACCCUGAAAGACCUCGACAAGGCUGCCAAAGAGGUGUACAAUACGGGCUGCUUCACACAGGUGACCCACACCAUGGAGUCCAACCUGGGAAUCAUCGCAGGGAUCUCUUUUGGGAUUGCGUUCUUCCAGCUCAUUGGGAUAUUCCUGUCCUGCUGCUUGUCUCGAUACAUAACCAACAACCAGUAUGAAAUGGUCUAACGGAGACCUCCCACAGGUCUCUGAUGGGCAGCACUUCAUGCAGACUGAGUUGAAAGAAUCUCCUGUGAUUUUUAAUAUUGUGCGUGUGUAUUAGUUGAUAUUAUUUUAGAGAGGGAAAAACACUCACUGCUUCUUCUUCUUAUUGUUCACCAAUGAAAAAAAAAAGACCAGAAGGGAAAUAAUGUUAAAAGAAAUCCAAAAAGAAAGGGACUUUAUCUGCAGUGUUGUUUGACCAAAAUUCAAAGGGACCUUCGGAGACCAUUUGUUACUCCUGAGAUUUAAUUAGGGAUUUAUAUUUAGUGUAGAUGGUACUUUUCAUUUGAGUUAAUUAACUCGACCAAUUAUCAUCAUUUCCAUUUCAUGUGUAUUUGUAUAAAAACAGCUGCCUUAUUUUGUAAUUUUGCCAUACAAAUAGUCUGUAGCUGAGCAGAUCUAGACAGUAAGCUGAUAAAUGUUCAAUUUCUCUACAACACUAAGUGAAUUUCUGUGUGUGUGUGUGUGUGAAACCAACAUAAGCCUGAGGGACGGAUGAAGAGGUUGCCACCCUGAAAUCCAGUGUGUGAUUCACAGUAAGGACUUUAAAAUGAGCCUUACUGGUUAUGUAGGCCAGUAUUGUAGAAAACUAAUUAACAAUUGCCCAGCAAAGUUUAUAUCACAGUGUUCAGUGUUAAAUUGUUAUUCUUUUGUGGAUGCAUGUGAAAUACUUGAAGAAAAAAAAUAAAGAUGUAUUUAGUAUCUUUAA